Molecule: messenger RNA, 1819 nt
Organism: Exserohilum turcica Et28A
Lineage: Eukaryota; Fungi; Ascomycota; Dothideomycetes; Pleosporales; Pleosporaceae
Exons: 4
Coding region: 71-1687 (538 amino acids)
Biological process (GO): carbohydrate transport; transmembrane transport
Cellular component (GO): membrane
Molecular function (GO): carbohydrate:proton symporter activity
Source: RefSeq, a predicted model, not a curated record
AGCGUGAUUCCAUUCAUUUUCUCCACUACCCGUCGUCGUAGUACUGCUCGGAUCAGCGCCCAGCGUCAACAUGGCAGAGAAGAAGGAGGAGAUGGGCGCCGUGACCAAGCAGCUCAGUGCUAUCGACGAUGACGUGCAUAAUCAGAAGACCGUUAAGGAGGCCACGGUCGCCUCGGUGGCUCUUGCGGCUGCCCUGGAGGCUGAGAAGCCAAGUCUGUGGUCUCGCGGAAUGAUCCAGCUGUACAUGAUCAUGGGCAUUGGCUACCUGGUUUCCACGCUCAAUGGUUUCGACAGUUCUCUCAUGGGUUCCAUCAAUGCCAUGGAGGGCUACCAGCGGACUUUUGGCCUUACCGGCGCUGGAGCCAGCACCGGUAUCAUCUUCAUCAUAUACCAACUGGGACAGAUUGCUGCUUUUCCUUUCUGCGGACUGCUUGCUGACGGCUGGGGUCGCCGUGUCUGCAUUUUCGUUGGUUGUGCAAUCGUCCUGGUCGGCACCGCCGUUCAGGCCACAGCACAUGAAAAAGGUCACUUCAUAGCAGGUCGCUUCGUCCUCGGAUUCGGUGCCUCGAUUGCUUCUGCAGCAGGCCCUGCUUACACUGUUGAGCUUGCUCACCCCGCUUACCGUGGAACCAUGGCCGGCAUGUACAACAACUUCUGGUGGGUUGGCAAUAUUCUGGCAGGCUGGACAACCUAUGGAACCAACCUGCAUUUUCGAACAAGCUCCUGGUGCUGGAGGAUUCCAACAAUUGUGCAGUGCAUUCUGCCCACGAUUGUCAUGGCUUUGAUCAUGUUCUUCCCUGAGACGCCUCGAUGGCUGCUAGCUCACGACAGGCGAGAAGAGGCAAUUGCAAUCAUGGCCAAAUAUCACGGCAAUGGCAACCCUGAAUCUCCCAUCGUACAGCUCCAGCUUCACGAGAUUACUGAAGACUUUGCCGCCACAACGACCGAAAACGCAUGGUGGGAUUUCCGCGAGCUUGUAAACACCAGGGCAGCGCGGUACCGACUAGCCAUGGUCAUUGCCAUGGCACUGUUCGGACAAUGGAGCGGAAAUAAUGUGGUUUCGUACUUCCUGCCGUUAAUGGUCAAGAAUGCUGGUAUCAACGAUCCCAACAGGCAGCUUCUCAUCAACGCUAUCAACCCCAUCUUUUCCAUGCUGGCAGCCAUUUACGGUGCUACUCUGCUCGACACUCUUGGUCGUCGAAAGAUGCUCAUGGGUGGUCUUUGGGGUGGUCUCUUUUCGUACUGUCUCCUCACGGCGUUCACUGCUACCGCGAAGCCCGACAACAACCUCGCGUACGGCACCAUUGUUUCGAUCUACCUGUUUGGAAUUUUCUUUGCAUGGGGAUGGACACCGCUGCAGACGCUCUACGCCGUCGAGUGUCUGGAGAACCGCACUCGCGCCAAGGGCUCUGGUCUUAACUUCCUCUUCCUCAACAUUGCCAUGGUAGUCAACACGUACGGAAUCUCUGUUGGCAUUGAGAAGAUUGGAUGGAAAUUGUACCUCGUGUACAUUGGCUGGAUCUGCGUCGAGAUUGCCGUCAUUUUCUUCUUCUUCGUGGAGACGGCCGGCAAGACGCUUGAAGAGCUCAAGGAGAUUUUCGAAGCGCCUAACCCCAGGAACGCCAGUAUCCGCAAGACCAAGGUGGAGAUUGACGCGAGUGGCCAGAUCCACAAUGUUCACGAGUAAGACGUGUAUGGUUGUGUAUGGUGUGGUAUAUGACGCUGCUGGAGUGGGGAGUAGGAUUUGGUUACUCUGGCUCUCAAUGUUCCUACACCUCGACGACGCAACACCCUUAUCAUUAAUAUAAUAAUUCCAUCC